Molecule: messenger RNA, 6503 nt
Organism: Eriocheir sinensis (Chinese mitten crab)
Lineage: Eukaryota; Metazoa; Arthropoda; Malacostraca; Decapoda; Varunidae
Product: tetratricopeptide repeat protein 37-like
Exons: 24
Coding region: 153-4166 (1337 amino acids)
Cellular component (GO): Ski complex
Molecular function (GO): protein binding
Source: RefSeq, a predicted model, not a curated record
GUAACCCUUCGUGCAAAGGUCUGACCUGGGAGAAAUCCCAAGUCAUAUGUGACAUCAAGAUCAAGCUUAAGGGCGAGCAAGAGCAAGAGACAGGCGGUCGUGGGAUGCUGACGUGAGGGCUCAGCAGAGCCGUAUUAUCAGGGGACGUCAAAAUGGCGGAAGUCAAGAAUGCACUAAAAGAGGCCAAAAAGGCCAUGAAAGAUAAUGACUUUGAGGCCGUCAGCAAAUACUGUAAGAUUGCUUUGAAGCAUGAUCGUAAAAACUACAAUGCCUUGCUGUUCUUUGGCCGUGCAUGUCAGGAACUAGGCAAGUUUGAAGACUCCAAGAAGGCUCUUAUGAUGGCAACCCAAAUAGAGCCAGACAGCCCUGUGGCCUGGCAGGGAUUGGCUGUGCUCUGUGAGAAGCAGCCAGACCUCUCCACCCUGGAUGAGUCCAUCAUCAUCUACACCAGACUGAUCAACAUUGUGAAGGAUGACGAUGAGAAGGUGGACAACACCUUUCGGAAAUUGGCCAAGAUGCAGUUGGACAAGGAUGACCACUUAGCUGCAGCUGCUACCCUCAGGAUCCUGGUGGACCGACUCACAGGAGAGAAAAAGAUAUCAGAGGCUUGGCGAAGUCUUGCACAAACUCUUUCUGCAGUCAGCAACUUGCCUGAGGAAUACACUCCCAAGUUACAAGAGGCCUUAGAGCACAACCUGAAUGACUCUGUCCUGGGUGAUAAUGAGACCAACUACCAGAACUACCUGAGGCUCCUCUACCGUACUGGCCAACGCACCAAGCUGGUGACCGCUGCCCAGGACAUGGCCAAGAUCUUCCCCACCUACUUGCCCCUAGAGUGGAUCUGUCGCAUGUAUGUGGAGUGGAUAGCAUAUCCUAAGGAAGGAGAGGAGUUUGUGCUAAACCAGGAGGAAACCAAUAAGUAUAUAACAAAGCUCCUGAGCAUCAACAACGUUUCUCCCUGGGGCAACCUGGCGCAGGGGAUGGUGUAUAAACAAGAAGGGAGGCUAGUGGAGGCAAAGGCCCAUCUAAGGCUGGGUGCCGACAAAGUAAAAAACAACCUCUUGGGGUGGGAGCUUCUACGCUCCAUCCAGGAAGAGAGCAGUGACUGGCCGGGGCUUGAGACAUCCUGCAGGAAAUCGCUGGCCAUCCUGUCCAGUGACAAGAGCUGCACAAUACCUGGUGGAGAAAAUCCCCAGACUUAUGAGACCAAGCUAAAACUGAUGCAGGCCCGGGCUCUGGUGUACAUGGGCCACAAGAACCACCUCAAGCAGGCCGUGAACAUGCUGCAAGAAUAUUACAAAACUGAUUUGGACUGUGGACUGCUGUUGGUCAGGUCAAAGAUAAAGCUUCUUGAGUUUCCCUUGGCUAGUGAAUGUCUGAAAGAAUUGGAGGACAUCUUUGGGCCAAGACACCAACUGAAGUUCCUCUCAGCCUCCUUGUUGCGGGCCCAAGGAGAGAAGCAGCAAGCCAGACAGCUUUUGAUGGAGUUAGUCAAGGAAGAGCCAGAGUAUGCUGAGGGUCACCUGGAGUUGGGACGAAGUUACUUUGAGGCUGGGGAGAUGAAACAAGCUCAGAUAAGCUGCAUGAGGGCAGGGAAGCUGGACCCUAAACUGGCCCAUGCAUUUAUGUAUCUGGGCCACUUCUUCCGACAUGAAGACAACAUGGAGAAGGCUCUCAAAUGCUAUGAGAAAGCCUUAUCUCUCAGCCCCAGUGACGAUGAUGUUGGUGCAGCUCUCUCAGACCUGUACAGGGUCUUGGGAAAAUAUGAGGCAAACAUCCAGCUCUUGCACCGUGUGACUAGGGAAGGCGGGCGAGCCUCCUGUGGGUGGGCGUGGCUGAGGCUGGGGCUACACCACCUGGCUUUCCAUAACCAUGACCCAGCCAUUCAGGCCUUCCAGUGUGCCCUCACCAUCAAUCCAGAGGAUGGUCCAGGGUACGAGUGCCUUGGAGACACCUACCUGGCCAGGGGAGCCCACACUGCUGCCCUCAAGGUCUUUACUUAUGCCUCGCAUCUUAAUCCUGCUGCACUCUAUCCUCGCUAUCAGAUUGCACACCUCAAACAGAUACUGGGAGAGAAUAUGCAGGCAAUAGAGGACUUUGAGGCCGUGCUGAAGUGGGAGCCCAUGAGACCUGUGAAGGUGAUUUCUCUGGUGGGACUGGCAGAGACUCUCCUGUCAAGUGCUAGGAAGCACCAGGAACAGUUCUUCCUGUCAAAUGUGAAGGAUGCCUGCACCCAAGUCAUUACCUGCCUCAUAAGGGCUGCCAGCAUGAAGCCAGAGUUUUCCUGCAUCUGGAAGCUCAUGGGAGAUGCAUGCAUGAUGCUGUACCCCUUGCCACCUUCCCUUGCCCCCUUCAGCCUGCCAGGCAAGCUGGUUCAUAGGGAAGUAGAGGACCUUGAAGAGGUUGUGGAGGUGACCAAGUUGCAAGCCCUUCAGAUUGGGACCAGGUGCUACGGUCUAGCUCUGCAAACGAGUCCAGAGGAUCCAAUGCUGUGGCAUGACCUGGGUCUGAGCACAUAUUUGCAGGCGAAAGUCCAGGAAAAAAACAAUGAAGAAGCUGUGGCAAGGGACCUGCUGAUUCGUUCUGUCCAAGCCAUUAAGAAGGGCCUUACCCUGGACCCCUCCAGUGCCCAAAUGUGGACCUCUCUUGGCAUUGUGGCCUCGCACAAAUGGGUUGGCAACAAUGCACUGGCUCAGCACUCCCUCAUUAAGGCAUGCAUGUGCCAGCCAUCUACUGUUUCCUGGACCAACCUUGGAGCCUUCUACUUGAAACAUGGCAAGACUCAGCUGGCUCAUGAGGCCUUCUCUCAGGCACAGUCCUUGGACCCCUCGUAUGUCACUUGCUGGGUCGGCCAGGCACUGGUGGCUGAAAGUAUUGGUCAUUCUGAAAUGUUUGACUUGUUCCGUCACACCACUCUACUGGGGAUCCAACUGGAAAGCUGCAUAGGAUACGCUCACCAUGUGACCGACUUAGCCUGUGACCGUGUAAAGCAAGACCAGCGGAGGGUUCAGGAUACCCUGAAGCAGGCAUUACCCACAGCCACAGACUGCACCGUAUUCUACACCCGGGCAGUGGAAGAGGAUGCUGUUGGCCUCAACAUGACAGGCCUGACUUUGGAGAUGAUGGGACUUUACCAAUCAGCAACCCAAGCUUAUGAAAUGGCAAUCAGUAUUUUGAAGCAAGGCCAGGAUGAAUCUGAGAACUUGCUGGAUGGUGUUCUUGCCAAUCUUGGCCGCGCCCUCACCGCUCAGGGGCGUGCUGAGGAGGCCAUGGUGCACUUCUCAGCAAUCAAACAACCAGACUACUUCACCCAGUGUGGUUUAGCUCUGGCCAGUUUAAAAGCUGGAAAGUUUGAGGAAGCCUACAACGGGUACACAGCUGCCCUCCACUGGCUGGCUCCUGAUGACUCCCAGAAAUCUCACAUUCUUGUUGCUUUGGCAUCACUACAGUAUAAAUUCCAGAACUCUGAGGAAGCCAAGAAACUACUUUUCCAAGGGUCUCAGUUGCAGGGGGCAUCACUGCGUGGCCUGUUGGUGCUGGCUGCUUUAGGCCUGGUGCUGGGCGAUGCGGUGUUGACCAAUGCUGCGUUGGCUGAGCUCAUCCCACAUCAGCACCACAAGGACCACCUUCAUCACAUAGCAUUCCUCAGAGCUGCUGAGGCCACAGCCAAAGGCAACAUAAAAGAGGCUCGGUGUAUCUUGAGCAGAACCAUUCACCAGCACCCGUCCAGCGCCCCUCUGUGGCGGGCACUGGCCCAGCACCUCCUCACACACCUGCCCAGCUCCAGAGAGGCUCAGGGUGUCAACAUCUUUGCUACCACCACUGCUGCUUCUGCUUGUGCCUCAGCUGCUGCUAAGCUUACUCAGGCAUCUGGGCUGCACAAAACCAUUGCUCAGGAUACAGUAACAAGCGUGCUGGCCACCAUUGAGUUAGAGAGGGCAAAGAAGAGCAAGAGUAAGGUUGGUCUACGGCAGGCCCAGCGUGCUAUCCUCAUGUGCCCGGGUUCCCCAGAGGCAUGGGCCAUGUUUCUUGCUGCCCAAGUUGCAUCAGGACAGGCACAGAGCCAGAAGAUUUGUCAGGUAGCUCAUAUCUGGUCCCAGAAGGCAUCUCCAGGUGUGUCUUCUUGGCUCAAGACUUUAGCAACAAAUAUGGAAAAGGUUGCAUAAAUGGCUGUGAUAUUGUUUUAUAAGUGUAGCAUUGCUCUAACUGUACUUGAGCUCUUUUUCUACAUAUAUUAACAUGUUAUUGUGGAUCUAGGACAAUAUUAAAUAAUGUAUUAACCCCUUCUUUACCAAGCACCGCCGCGUGUGUAAACAUUGCGUUACCCCGACAUACCGACCUGACAGCUAUACUUCCCGCAGUGUGGGGGGUUGUGUAUAUUUUAUGGUAGCGACCAAACUGUUCGCUCCUUGCAGUCUUUUUAUAUACUGUGGGUUUCUCUCUAAAAAAACAUGCUGCACGAGUGUUUGUCCACGCACACAGCGAGUUCACUACAUCCUCUGUAAUAAACAACUGAAAACAGUCAAGUGCAGUCAUUGGAUGUGAUUCAUGAUGUGCAACAAUACCUGGAUGCACAUCAACAAAAUCCUCUUCCACACUAGGCAGAACGCUAGGGCGAGCAUCAGCAAAUGGAUCUGACAGCAGCUCGAAACAUGUGGAAACCUGUGAUGGAGAUGGCAAGUGAGAACCACUUGCUGAAAGCAUGGCUUUACUAUCCACCCCCUCUGCCUCUCCAUCAUCACUCAUAUCAGCGCUGUCAAUGUCACUAUCUUUCCCUGGGUCGUAAUCAGUGUCACUGUCGUUCACUGAUAUAUCAGACAAUGUCUCGUCAUCGUCUGACAUUUCUAAAUCAGCGUCAUGAGGAAUGAAAUAGUCCGCAUGGUAAGACUGCAGGCGAUGCCAUGAUGGAAAGUAAAAUAUCCUGGGCACUUCCUCUCAUAGACAGCCAAAGGCAACUGCCGUGUAAUUAUUGCCUUAUGUCAUCGGAGAUUGUCAUGCUAUAUAUUUGAAAUAAUAAUAAAGAAUAAUGAUUGGUGUACAAGAGGUUACAUCAUAGAUAGGGAGCAAGCCAUUUGCGGUAGUGUUAUGAUGUAUUACGACGUCACACAUCAUUCACUGUUUUGUUGGCAAAACACGAGAGGAGUUGCCAUCACGAAAACCACAGAAACAGAGUUACCAGCCUCCCCUGAGGCCCAGAUUCUGCCAUUCGUUACAUGGUGUAUGAGCGUACAUCACCAGCAGUUCCGGUGUGGCAUGGCUGUUUUCGUGUGAUGCACACUUGUACAUCAAAACACAUAUUCAGUAAAGAAGGGGUUAAUAGAUUCAUACUACAUCUUAAAUUACAAAAGUUUGAGGCUGGUGACUUUCCAGAACACUAGUCAGAAUUGUCUUAUUUGAGGCCUUUUUGAUACCCUGCUUAGCCACAGCAGAUUACAGGGUUAAGAUCAGGAUGAUGCAAGCUGUAUUGAAAGCUCAAAAGUAAAGCCUUCUUAUACUUGGCUAUUUCUGAUGUAGUUUGCUCAUUACCAUAAAACAAGCAUCCUUUUAUGCAUCAGGAGCUAACUUCUAGAAGACAAAUAACUGCAAAAUGUUACUGUAGAUACCCAACUUGCCAGGUAACAUUCCUCUGCCUGUGUCUCACAUCAAUGUAUCUAUUUUAUCAAGGGUAAGCCUUGAGGUUCCAAUAGAAUCUGCUGGAAUCUUUCUUACUAUAAAGAAUUGAAUGAAAAAAAUAUGCUUGGCUAUUUGGAAAACAAGAGUAAUAAUAAUAAUGUUACUUUUCUCCAAAGAGCCAGUUCUGAAGAAUUUAUUAGCAUUUGGAAAAGAAAAUUCAAGUACUACAGUACUACUGUGUAUUAAACAUUAAUGAAGACAAUAAGACCGACAUUAGCAAAACUCUGUGAUUAUCCAUCACAGCACCCUUCUCAAAAUUGUAGUUUCUCAAAAAGAAAAGUUUUUAAAUUGCCUUUUGAAACCUUAAAUAGAAUUUAACUGUUAAUUGACAGUGAUUGUGUUACACAGCCUUGGAGCCAUACAAGAAAUGAACUUUUCAAAAAAGAUGAUUGAUGGAAUGUUCCUGGCCCAUUAAGAUGCAGAGGAUUCCUAGAAUUGUGGAAGAUGCUUCACAAUAUACACUUCCCUAUCUUAUCCUUAUGGUCCACUGAUUCACUGACCAAUGCCUCUUAUCUUCUAGACCCUUACCAUGAAAAUUAUCCAUUAAUCAUCCCCACCCCAGCAUUGAGUUAAUAAAAAGGUUUUGUUUACAUAAAGCCUUUCUGUUAUUCAGUUGAGGAAUAUCUGACUUUCCAGAGGGUGUUUCUGCGACUACAUACUAUUACGACAAUUCUUUUAGUGAUUAAGUUUUGUGGAAGGGGAAGACAAGAUCUGUUUAGUGAAAGAAGACUGGUGAGAGGUGAGACUUGCACGGUGUGUUGUGCAAAAUCAAAAUGUAUUAUUUUAUGUACACUUUUUGACAUCAAAUGAAAAUUAAACUUUUAUUUACA